CAAAUAUUUUACACCCCAAACCUAAGUUUCCCCCUCUCGAAUUUUCUAACGGAAAAGGGGAUAAAUACACUAGAAUUUAUCUAUUUCUCGCCGAGGAAAUGUCCGAUCCUGAAACCACCACCGUUACAGCUGCUGCUCACGAGGAGUCCCCGGCAGUAAUGGAGCCCCAAGGCAAAGCUCAAGAUUCGAAACCCGUGGAUAUCAAAGAGACGGAGAAGCUCAGCAACGUUGUGCUGCAAAUAUGGCCGCCCACUCAGCGCACUCGUGACGCCGUGAUAAAGCGCCUUGUGGAGACUCUGUCAUCGACGUCGGUGCUCACCAAGCGGUACGGUAAGGUCCCGGUGGAUGAGGCGUCUGUCGUGGCGAAGUCUAUUGAAGAAGAGGCCUUCUCGAUGGCGGAUGCUUCAUUCUCCCUCGAAAGCGACCGCAUCGAGAUUCUGCUGGUCUACUCUAAGGAAAUCAGCAAGCGCAUGCUCGAUACCGUCAAGGCCCGGCCAGGAGCCGCUGCUCCUUCAGCUUCUGCCGCAGUGGACUCCAGUGGUGAAGAGGUUCAUUCCGCCUCUGUUUCAGCAGACGCUUGAGUUUGGGGAUUCUCGUCUCUCUCACUCUCUCUAGGGCUUCUUGGUUUAGAUUGAUAUGCACUCUUUCUAUUUUUCCAGAAUGUUCGUAAAUUGAUUUGUUCGACAACACCUACUAAUGAUACAUGAUACUUCCUUGCCAAGGCAACUCCAGGUUGCAGAUUCAGCAUUUUAGGAUUGUUCAGUCAUCAAGUCUAUAAUGACAAGUGCUCUUCUAGGAUUUAACAUGAUGCUCUAUUUGUAAUGGAUGUAUUUGUAUGGAAGAGAAAUGUUCUUUUGUAGAUAUGGAUAUGCUAAUAUCCUUGCUAGGUGGUCAAUUUGGGUGGAUGUAACCAAAGCCUAACCCAUCUUGGUAAAUCCUAUCUGCGUCAUAAUUGCCUUUAA
This is a messenger RNA of Rubroshorea leprosula, 962 nucleotides long. Lineage: Eukaryota; Viridiplantae; Streptophyta; Magnoliopsida; Malvales; Dipterocarpaceae. The record is from the annotation of a GenBank genome assembly.